AGAAGAAGGUAUCAUCAUCAUCAUCACCAUCAUCCAGAAUGGAAGGUGCCACAUAGUGCCACUGCGUGAACCAUAGUGGUCGUCGGAUGACCGUCGGAAUGGCACCCGGCGGGAAGACGAUGACCGUGGGCAACGUUCCUCUUGAGGCUGCCCGGAGGAGGGCCCGGCGUCUCGACUUCAUUGUUGUAGCCGGGGCGUGCACAUUCCUCAUUGUGUGCAUGCUGCUUUCUUCCGUCAUGCUCUUACACGCUGCACAAAAAAGCCAAUGGCGGGACACACGUGGCGAAGCCGCCAACCCAAAUUCGCCGCCGUCAACACCAGCGAAAGCCAAGCGACAACAGUCUGUGACUCGUGCGUCAUCAACGGUGACCGAAACAGAAAGAGCAAAGCAGCCCCGCCAGGAACGGCAGACCCUUCAGACGCCAACGCCGCUUAAGGGCCUGUCCAUCACAGAGCCGACGAGUAUCGAGGGGAACAAAUGGUUUCGAUACGGAGACGUGCUGUGCAUCGACCACCAGAUCUUGAAUUUCAACCCCGUGGGUACCGCCAGAUCCAUGCCCAACCAAUGCACCUGGCACUUCUUCGCCCAAAUGGCUAACACAUCUGGUAAAGUGAAUGGCUAUUACACCUUCAUACCGGAAAUACCCCGGCUGGACUACUUCAUGUUUAUGGUUAACGUGUCACUGCAGGGCGUUCUCGAGCCGAAAAUAGUACACGUCAUAAAGGGCCAUUUUGGCAACAGUGAAUUCGCAACGAAGCUACUGAACGAUGCUACGUUUCCCACGAAACUCGUCACAGGCUUGCAGAAUCUCUAUUGGCCGCGAAAGCUGUACGGCAUCCAUCUUUACGUGCACCAGGUCUCCACGGGGCAGUGGUUGGACGGAAUCAAGCGUUACUUCAAGGCUUUUCGCGAUGCGACCAAGGGAAGUAUCAUGCUGUCUUUCGGCUUCUUCCUUAUCGACAGUGCAAUCUACUAUGACACGCUGAAGUACCUGUUUGAGAACACGGAUUUGGUCGUCGCCCAUAUUGCCAACCACAGCGUCGUAUUUCAGAGCCCGUGGGACCAUUAUCAACCUUACGGCCAGGCAUAUGGAGACCCUUUCUUGUUGAAAGAUUAUCUCCAGUACGUCGUAUAUGCCAAGCAGUGGUGGAAACGAGAUACCAGGGCACCCGUGGGCAUCUUCUUCGAUAUCUGGCCGCGUGAGUGUGAGGAUAAGGGCACCGUGCCUCUAGCGGCCUCGGACCACAACAUCAAGUGCCGUGUCACGUACAAAUCGUCUUUCUCCUCUCCCCAUUGGAGCACGAUGACACCUGGUACCUAUGCGAACAAGACUCAGUUCUACUAUGGGUCUCAAGAUACGUGCCGUGGAAUCAGAAAAGAUAAGGGACUAACCGGAGUGACUGCGGAGACUCAAGAAGGAAUUGAAUACAAGAUCCGGGAGGUCAUGUCAAUGUUUCAUGCUGCUGGAAUGGUGCCCAUGAUGGGCGUGGAACCGUUCUGUCAUGAUGACCAGCACAUGGUCUCACGUAGGGGAGCUAAUCCCUUCACGAUGGCCAUCGCUAAAGCUGUGUACGAAUCCUACAACUUCGACGACCAGGUCAACCCCAUGUUUCCAAAGAGGAUGUCCAUGACACGGCCCACGCCAAACCCUCCCUGGUAUAGCGAUAACAACACGCUGGACACCUGGCGAAAGACGGACGAGUUUUACUCGUGGGAUAACGAAAUGACCAGCACUUGUUCAAUGGUGUUCUUUAAGUUGGUAUGAUGGCCGUGUAUGAUAAAAGACGAAAGGAUGUCAUUGGAAUGCGUAACGGUCUCUGUGUGCAUGGUGUCCCAUUGGAGUUCCGCAUUUCUAGAACAGACUUGUGCAAGUUAGAAUUAAAAAAGACUGUACUUUUUGGCGCGAA
Messenger RNA from Ornithodoros turicata, 1908 nucleotides. RefSeq lists its product as uncharacterized. The record is from RefSeq and is a predicted model, not a curated record. The coding region runs from base 87 to 1766 and encodes 559 amino acids. The transcript is spliced from 13 exons. NCBI's taxonomy places the organism in Eukaryota, Metazoa, Arthropoda, Arachnida, Ixodida, Argasidae.